AUGAUCCUGACGUGUAAAGCCCUCGCGUGGCUGACGAGCUGGGCGCUGGGCCAGGCCGCGCUACGCCAGACCGCAUCUCUCAGGGCCACCUAUUCAGACUCGGAGGGCGAGGAAGACGAGCGCCUGCAGGAGAAUUCGAACACUCCCCAGGGGGCCACCCUGCAUAAUGGCGGUGUGGCGAUACCACCGGAACCGCCGGGCCAAUGUCCCGGCGAGCUGCAGGACAAGAUCGCGAGGCUCUAUAAGAAAAUUGAGAGCGACGGGCUGGACAUGAACAUGCUCAUCCAGCAGCGGAAGGAGUUCCGCAAUCCAUCAAUUUACGAAAGACUCAUUAAAUUUUGCAGUAUUGACGAGCUGGGCACCAACUACCCACCGGACAGGUUUGACCCGGUAAAAUGGAGGAAGGACUCGUAUUACGAGGAGCUCGCCCUCGUGCAGAGGGCGCGGAAAGCGGAGAUCGAGAUCGUGUCCGGCACGGCGAAGCGGAAAAGGUGGGACCAAGUGGCGACCGGCGGUGCCGCCGCCGCGACCGUCAAACCCACGGUGCUUCUCUCACAGCCUACCCUCACUACUAUCACGUCGUCCAGCGCCAAAUCCACCGUUUUAUCGACGACCAUCGGCUCGCUGCCGAAAAAGAGAUUGUAACAUAUUGUAAGGGGUUUACCAAGAAUAAACUUUCUAAUGUAACACAG
This is a messenger RNA of Vollenhovia emeryi, 692 nucleotides long. RefSeq names its product SAP30-binding protein-like. The transcript has 3 exons. Gene Ontology annotation, biological process: regulation of DNA-templated transcription. Gene Ontology annotation, cellular component: nucleus. NCBI's taxonomy places the organism in Eukaryota, Metazoa, Arthropoda, Insecta, Hymenoptera, Formicidae. The coding region runs from base 1 to 645 and encodes 214 amino acids. The record is from RefSeq and is a predicted model, not a curated record.